This is a messenger RNA of Fibroporia radiculosa, 2085 nucleotides long. RefSeq lists its product as uncharacterized. NCBI's taxonomy places the organism in Eukaryota, Fungi, Basidiomycota, Agaricomycetes, Polyporales, Fibroporiaceae. The transcript has 7 exons. The record is from RefSeq and is a predicted model, not a curated record. Bases 1 to 2085 code for a protein of 694 amino acids.
AUGAGCAAGGAUAAUACUUCCUCUGAGAAGCGCAAGUUUCGGUUGAGAAUCAAUCGGGCAUCUCUGGGCAAGAUCGUGGCAGAAGGGGGGAUGCGGUUGACGCGCAGCAGGUAUCUUGACCUGUUGCAUCUGCCAUUUGGUCGAAGUCGGUCACCGACACCUGUACCUUCUUCUAGCCAGAGUGUGUCCCUCACUGUACCAGUUCCUCAUCACCGACCGCAUUCUAGUGCAUCGAUACGUGAUGUCAGUGCCUCUGAGGACGGAGAUCCGUACGACCCUAUGUACACAGAGGAAACCAUUAUAAAGCCGGCUGAAAGUCUGACACUGAGGGACAGUGAGGAUGCGUUCGAUGGCUUGCGAGUGAACGCAAACAAUCGUCUCGGCGACAUGCAAUCGUCAAAGUUGUCUGACAUGUUGAAACCGCUGAAGGCGUUCAGCUCGGUGGCUGAAUCUAUCGCAGAGCUCGAUCUCUAUGCGCAACUAGCACUUGGCAUCUUGGUGUGCGCGUCCGAAGCCAUUCGCAACCAAGAAAAGCGUGAUGGCGAUGUCAAGAACCUGUGCUUGAAGAUCUCAGAUGUAUACUCUUUGUUGACCAUGAGGAAAGAACAGGCCGCAGAUCGCGCCAUGGGAAGGGUGUUGGUGAAUCUUGUCCAACAGAGUUACUGGUUGAGAUUGUUGAAGAACAUCGGUAAGGAUACAGACGCGGUGAUCGGGGAGUAUAAUGCAGCCCCAGAGGAUCAUGUUCAACGGUUUCGUGACCGAAACGCUCUUCAGACGACUCUAUUUAUGUAUAGAAUCGGUAAGAGCAGAUCAAUUUGCCUUCGAGCGUGUCGCACCCUCAACGAUGACGGCGUAGCUGAAGAUGUGAGCUUGAACAACAUGGAAUACGCGAAUGGUGUCUCCCUGAACAUUUCCGAGCAAUGUCUUGAAGGCACUCGUACCGACAUCCUCUUGGAGAUCAAGCAUUGGAUGAGCAGUACGAAGGACGGCACCGAACAAGUCAUGUGGCUAUCAGGAAUGGCAGGCAAGGGUAAAUCGGCAAUUGCGCAUACGAUAGCCAGUUGGGCUGAAGCUUCUGGUGUUUUGGGAUCCUGUUUCUGUUUCGAUCGUACACGAGAAGGGGGCCAUCUAUAUCAGAAGAUAUUCACCACUAUUGCACGCGACUUGGCGGACCAUGAUCCUCUCGUGCGUCGGGCUUUGGCAGACGUGAUCCGCGACAGCAACGAGCUAAGGCACACAUCGGACAUGCAAAGGCAGUGGGACAAGUUGGUUGUUGGGCCGACGCGUGCUGCCUCGAAGGUAGUUGGUUCGCCCGUUCUUAUCGUAAUUGACGCGCUGGACGAGAGUGGUGGAUGGGAAAUCCGUCAAGAUUUCCUUCGCACGCUCACCGGAAGGCGGGAUAAGCCCUCACCUCCCACAACCGAGCUCCCCCCAAACGUUCGCAUCCUCGUUACAUCUCGGCCCUUGCCAGAUAUUCAAGAUGCUUUAAAAGGGAUUCCACACAUCCGAUACCGAUCCUUGGAUGAUGUUCCUCAGGAAUCCUCGGAGCGCGAUGUCGAAUGUUAUAUCGCUGAUAAACUGAAGUCUAGAAUGACCUUCCAGGGUGUUCACUUCCGGGUACUAGCUCAGAAAUCGGACGGUGUCUUUGAAUGGGCUCGUCUCGCGUGCUCGUAUAUCAUGGAUGAUAGUUCGAUGGGGCCAGACGCUACAGGCCGUUUCAAUUCACUUGUGACGAGGGGAUGGGCGACUGAUGCAGACUUGUUGGACGAUAUGUAUACGCUCGUCCUGCAAGUGGCGAUGCAGAAGAACCGGCGGAGAAGUGCGAUCUCCUUGUUUCGCUCCGUGAUGGGGCAGAUCAUUUCUUCGUCGGAGCCACUUUCGAUGGUCACGCUCUCGGCAAUACGGCAGCAAUAUCCAAGCGAAGAUACAAUACAGGUCGAACCAAUCAUCAGAUCGCUGAGUGCGCUCCUCACUAGCACCCUAGAGAAUGUAGCCCCCGUCCGUCCACUUCAUGCAUCGUUCUACGAUUUUUUGAUGGAUGAGACGCGAAGUGGUGAAUUCCACGUCGAGACAUCGGAAGCUUAA